UUAGGCGAGAGAGAAUGCGGAGCAUGUUGGGCUUUUGCAGUCGUUGGUGCUGUUGAGGUCCUUUUGUCCCACACACUGAGGAGGAAAAUCAUGCUCUCUAAACAAUAUCUGAUUGACUGCACUCCAAACUCUGAUUGUGAAAAUGGUGGUGAUGUCCUAGAUGCUAUAUGGAACAUUCAGGUGUAUGGACUGCCGACUGCACAUUAUUACCCGUACAAAGCAGAGAAAGGUCGGUGUAACCCGUAUGUAAGAGCUUACGUGAAAAUCACUGAUUACAAGGACCUCUCAGCCAAGAAAUUCAACACCGAACAAGCAUUGACCCAGAACAUUGAAUUACUGGAGAAAUAUUUGGAAGAAGGUCCAAUCGUAACAAGCAUGUACGCUCCUAAAGAGACCCAGUUCUACCUUUAUGGAGUGUUCGAUGUCCCUCAUUGCACCAAUGAUAAGGAAUUAAAUCACGAAGUUGUCAUUGUUGGGCAUUUCAAAGAUGCGUGGAUUAUUCGGGGUAGUGAAACCAGUAGUUGGGGCUUACAGGGUCACUUUCUGGUCAAAAAAGGAAGAUGUGGGGUGGGUCUACAAGCUUAUGGUGGAAUAGUGAUUGCCCCAUUUCCACAAGAUAACUCCCGAGGCAUGCAACAAGGCUUCACACCGAAGCGUCAACGUCUAUGGACAUGAAUAGUGAAAGUAAACGACAUUCAAUCAAAAAUCAUUGUACAUACAAGAAUCAUGCUCCGCCCUGCUUCACCACCAUUGGCGGAUACAGCAAUUUGGCAACAUUGUUUUUCUUCAU
Bemisia tabaci is the source of this 790-nucleotide messenger RNA. The record is from RefSeq and is a predicted model, not a curated record. NCBI's taxonomy places the organism in Eukaryota, Metazoa, Arthropoda, Insecta, Hemiptera, Aleyrodidae.